AAUCUGGCUUAAAGAGUGAGAGGACAGAGGAAAAGCUUAAAGCUGGACAACUCAACAACUACAUAGUAAAUAUGCCAGUAAAUCCAAAUGCCAAACUUUCAGCUAAUGCUGGUCGACUCGCAAGAUCACAUGCUGAAAAGAUCAAGGACAACAAAGCUGCUGGUACUAUUCUAGAUAUCAGAGUCCUGUCUGAAGCCACUGGUACCAGAGUUGUUAUUCUUUCAGAAAACAAACAAGGAAAACUCACCAAAAUGCAGGAAGUUAGUCCAAGUACCAAAUCUGCUAGUGAAACAGUGACUUUGAUCUACAGGCCAAAAAGCACCCAAAACCCUAAUGGUCAUUAUGAUGUGUUCAUCGACAAUAAGGCAGUGAGCAUAGACAGUAAACAACAGAGUUCUCUGUUCCAUGCUAUGGCAAGAGGCAUGAAACCAAAAGCCAGUGAUUCAGAGAUUGCUUCUGAGGCAAACCGCCUGAGAUCUGUGGAGGCCAAUAUGCUCCUCAAACAAUCAGGGCAAUGGGAACCUUUUAUGAAGCGCAAAGAGUUGACGGAAACAAUCAGAGGAGGAGACUGGUACAUGGCAGAGGCCGGUAGACCAGAAAGAAUUAUAAAGGAAAACAAAACCCUGCUGCAGAAAAUAACUGGAAAGAUUGAACAAUACAAAGGAUAUUUGAAAAAACCAGCAAUUCCAGCAGUAGAAAAAACUGUCAAUGCAAAUCAGCAGCCUUCAAACAGUACCAUAGUGGAAGCUAACAAACUGAACCAGAAGAGCAAAUUGGCAGUGGCAAUGUUGCAAGCGAGAAAAUAUCUGUCUGGCUCAGAUACCAGCAAAACCUCUGGUGUGGAGAAACAAGAAGGCCUGAAGCUGCCAACUGAUCGCAACCUUAAAGAUGUAGUUGAGGAUAUAUCUUCUCCAGAGCCAAAAGCUUUAAAAUCAUGCUUAGCUUCCAUGAUAAGCAAAGAUGAUGUUGUUGGAACCUUUAAACUGAUGACGUUCAGUGCAAUGCUCAGAUGCCAGCUGACUGACACCAAGAAUGUUCAAAACAAGAAGAAGAGCAAAACCCGGGUUGCCAUGUUUGAGAAGAGUUUUCAAGAAAACAGCACCCAGAUGGUGCAGAAAUGGUACAGCCUGCUUCAAGACAAGGGUGUCAUGACAAAUGACCAUCAAACAACAAUCAUACAAUGGAUCAACACCCAGGGCUACAAGGACAGAAAUGAUCCACACAGGAAACAGGUGUCCAGCGUCCUGUCAUGAAGAGUGAAACUCUGGAUGAUGCUGGUUAACGAGAAUCAAAACUACUCAUCACUUCCACCUGCCUGAUCAUCAAAGAGAGACUUCAAUUAGUGACAAUAUUAUACUGUCAAACAAAUUCUACAGACAAAUUUGGGUUAUUUUUAAUUCAGGUCUGUUGCAGAUGUCCCUUUUGUCUGAUUUAAACAAUAGUACAGUUUUUAUCUAUUUUUGACAUUCUGUCAAGUUUCUCUUAGUUUCUCUCUUAGGAAGUUAGAUUAAGAAAAGCAAAACAAUUUGGCUGUAAUAUUACUUGAGCUGAAUAAUUUACUUUUGGACAUUUUCAGAAGUUAAUUGUGAAAUUUCCUUUUUGCCCACUAGAGAUUUGUUUCCAUGGAGUAAAAAGUAAAAAUUCAUUUGAUUUUACUCCUCAAAAUAUUCUCACUUUCAUUGUUUUAUUUUGUUAUGACUUUAUACAAUUGGAUUUUAGCAACUAUUGAAUUUUAACAAAAUCUGAUUGUGAAAAUGGCAAAAAAAAAAAGGAGACAUGAUGUUGAGAUAAAGUAAUUCUUUCCUGAAAUAUUUUACAUUCAAAUCACAUUCAAAAUACAGGAAUGAAUAGAUUCUUUGUUGUAAGUCUUGACUAUAAACAACAGUUACAAAAUUUAGGUAAAUUCAAGUGGCCAUUGCUGAUUAUAAUCUUGAAAAUGGUAAAAAUUAAAAUUUCUUGCUUGAUUCUAUAUGUUUUCUAAUGAUAAAAAUCAUACAGUCACUGGGGAAAAAAGUUAUGUUAGAGACUACAAUAUGUUUUACCUAUGCAACAUGUGUAGCUUUUUUGUGUUUUAUUACAUUUUAGUAAAGUUUUUAGUCAUGUGGGGCUUUUGGUAAAUUUCUUACUUAUUUUUGGGGUGUCAAAUUAACUAGUUGGUGGCAGCGGGUUUUCCAUGUCUAAUAUGCUAAAGUUUCAAUACCCUUCCAAUAAUCCAUUUUGUUUCUUUUUUGUCUAAACAUCUGCUUCAAAUAUUCAGAUUUAUUUUUUGGCCACUUUACAGAAUGUUUUAGGUGUUUUGUUUAUGGUGACGGUAAUAACAUUAAAUCACUGAUUAUAUUUCAGUCUGGUACUAUAAUGGAAAUAUAUUUUCAUUGUUUCAUUAUGAAAUUUUAAAACUUGCUUUUACUCAAUUUAAGAAAACCUUUAGUACAUUUAGGAUAAAC
Molecule: messenger RNA, 2444 nt
Organism: Poecilia latipinna (sailfin molly)
Lineage: Eukaryota; Metazoa; Chordata; Actinopteri; Cyprinodontiformes; Poeciliidae
Exons: 2
Coding region: 72-1253 (393 amino acids)
Source: RefSeq, a predicted model, not a curated record